GGUUCCCCUUCUCUGUUGUCUCCAGGUCCCACCAGGGACAUGCAGCCCACCAUGAAAUUUGUGAUGGACACCUCUAAGUACUGGUUUAAGCCAAGCAUCACCCGAGAACAAGCAAUUGAGCUGCUGAGGAAGGAGGAGCCGGGGGCUUUCGUCGUGAGGGACAGCUCUUCAUACCGAGGCUCCUUCGGCCUUGCCUUGAGGGUGCAGGAGGCCCCCGCGUUGGCCGAGAACCGACCAGGAGAGGACAGCAGUGACUUCAUCCGCCACUUCCUCAUUGAGUCUUCCGCCAAAGGGGUGCAUCUCAAAGGAGCAGAUGAGGAGCCCUACUUUGGGAGCCUCUCUGCCUUUGUGUGCCAGCAUUCCAUCAUGGCCCUGGCCCUGCCCUGCAAACUCACCAUCCCGCAGAAAGAACUGGGAGGCGGAGACGGAGCCUCAGACCCCUCUACAGACAGCCGGGCCUCCUGCCAGAAGAAAUCUGCGGGCUGCCACGUCCUGUACCUGAGUUCUGUGAGUGUGGAGACCCUGACCGGAGUCCUGGCUGUGCAGAAGGCCAUCUCAACUAUCUUGGAGAGGGACAUCCUCCCCACACCCACCGUGGUCCACUUUAAAGUCACCGAGCAGGGCAUCACCCUAACUGACGUCCAGAGGAAGGUAUUUUUCCGGCGCCAUUAUCCCCUCACCACCCUCCGUUUCUGUGGCAUGGACCCCGAGCAACGGAAGUGGCAGAAGUACUGCAAGCCCUCCUGGAUCUUUGGGUUUGUGGCCAAGAGCCAGACCAACUCACAGGAGAAUGUGUGCCACCUCUUUGCGGAGUAUGACACAGUCCAGCCAGCUUCGCAGGUCAUCAACCUGGUGGGUGCUCUGCUGCAGGAUGCAGAACGGAUGUAGGGAGGAUCUCCCUGCAUAUGUUCCCAGAUAUCCCAAGGGACUUGCUCAGAAAUCCCCUCUGCCUCCUGAACAAGCAGCUGUAGCCACACUGCUGGACCAACGUAUUGAACUGAAGGAGAAUGGUACUAAGUUGAAACUCUUGAACCCACUAUGACUUUCAUCAGUGCCCUUCAUCCAGACACAACCACCACCCCCGGGCCUCAGUUUCCUCAUCCAUGAAAGGAGGCCCAAAGACAGGAUCAGCUGUUCUUCUCAGACUUUGGUGGGCAUCUGAACAAGCUCCCUGUGAUUCUGAAGCACACUCACAUCUGAGGACCCCACAUGAAAACAGCCUCUGAGGACACCUGACUCCAUCAGCCUGGACACUACUGACACAGCAACCUGAACUAGAGACCUGUGACCCUGUUUCACAGCAAACAGCCGGUGCUGGGUCGGACUGAGUGGCCCUGGCCAGAGUCAGGAUCAAGGGAGGGAUGGACUGACUCUCUUUCCCUCCAUAUCUGUUCCUUUCCCCACUUCCCUAAAGGCUUCUCAGGCAGCUAUCCCAGGACAAGGCUGAAUCCCUUGCCCUGGAUUCUUCAGGCCAAGUGGCCAAUGUUGGAGCAGCUUAGCAAGGGGGAAUUUGCUCCCAGGGUCAGAGCCAACCCAGCUGUCCCCACGUUCUUGAUGUCUAAUCCCCUCCAUUGCAAAUGAAUGUCAAAGUCCCAUCUUUUCUUUUAAUUUUUUGGUAAGCAAGUGUCCCCCUGCUGGUGUCACAGCUGCUCUAGUGUUGCUCAUGUAACCCACACCUGUCAUGGGGACAAUGAGUUCCCUGCUCUCCAAAGCAGACGCAAGGGUCAGCUCUCUCUAGUUCUGCCUCAGCUCCAGUCGUUCUGAGUCCUCCUGCCUCCCAGCACA
Messenger RNA from Miniopterus natalensis, 1785 nucleotides. The record is from RefSeq and is a predicted model, not a curated record. NCBI's taxonomy places the organism in Eukaryota, Metazoa, Chordata, Mammalia, Chiroptera, Miniopteridae.